CGCGAGCACACAUCCCGCACGUAGCCGGCGUAUUAAUCAGCGCGGGGCCAUCUGCGCCCUCCUCGCCGCGGGCGGGGGCUGCCCGCGCCCUUCCCGCACGCCCCGGGGCGCUCCCGCACACCGCUGGGGCGCCAGCGGCAGUAGCAGCUGCGCGGGGCUUCGGCAGCACCGCCGCUCCCGCAGCGCCGGGCCGCGGUGCGUAGCCGAGCCCGCAGCGGCGAAAGUUUUGCCUCGCCUCGCCUGGCCUUGCGCCGCGGCGGAGCCCCUGCCCGGCUCGGCCUGGAGCGGACGGCGGCCCCACGGGCAUCGCCUCCCAGCGCGGGCGCCGGCAGAGCAGCGUCCCCGCCGCGCCAUGCCGCUGGGGCACGUCAUGAGGCUGGACCUGGAGAGAAUCGCCCUGGAGUACGUCGUGCCCUGCUUGCACGACAUCGGCUUCUGCUACCUGGACAACUUCUUGGGGGAGGUGGUGGGGGACUGCGUGCUGGAGCGGGUGAAGCGGAUGCACCGCGACGGGGAACUGGCCGACGGGCAGCUGGCCGGCCCCAGCCGCGGUGUCGCCAAGCGGCACCUCCGCGGCGACCAGAUCAAAUGGAUCGGAGGCACGGAGGAGGGCUGCGAGGCCAUCAACUUUCUCCUCACGCUGAUAGACCGGCUGGUGAUGUACUGCGGGACCCGGCUCGGCAAGUACUACGUGAAAGAACGAUCCAAGGCCAUGGUUGCUUGCUAUCCUGGAAAUGGAACUGGGUACGUUCGUCAUGUGGACAAUCCCAAUGGUGACGGGCGCUGCAUCACCUGUAUUUAUUACCUGAAUAAGAACUGGGACUCCAAGCUGCAUGGUGGAAUUCUUCGAAUAUUCCCAGAAGGAAAGUCUUAUGUAGCAGAUGUUGAGCCAAUUUUUGACCGAUUACUUUUUUUUUGGUCAGAUCGAAGGAACCCACAUGAAGUGCAGCCUUCUUAUGCAACCAGAUAUGCCAUGACUGUGUGGUAUUUUGAUGCUGAAGAAAGAGCAGAAGCCAAAAAGAAGUUCAGGAACUUAACCGAUGCGAGGAAGAGAGAAGCACCUCUUAAUGAAGACUAAUCAACUGUUCAUGAACUCUUUGUGAGGAAAUAAGAUCCCAAAGAUGACUUCCAUUUCCAGCAAAUAAGGGCAAAACAUUUUUAUGCACAAGUUGUGUCUAGCACGUGCAUCUUAUGCUGAUGGUACUUAAGGCAGCCUCCUGCCAUGCUGCAUCUGGUAGAAGAAAGACUUGUUUGCUCUUUGCCUUUUGCUGGAAAAAAUUACCAGGGUUUAAAAAAAAAAAAAAAAAAAAAAGAGUAUGUGAUACUCAAGCCUAGUGGUAGUGGCUCAGCCAAUUGGCUUUUGAUCACUUUUGUAACUAAGAUAAUGGUCAUUGGAACUAGUAAAAAACUGAGUCUUAUUUGCACUUUAUGGGGAAAAAAAGUUCUAGCUAAAUGGGAAGAAGCCUUGCAAGUUUAAAAUCAGUUGGCAGACUGCUGACAGGGAUAGAGAGAGAUUUCCCAGACAUGGAAAUUAAAUUGGAUGUUUGUAGAGCAUUUUAUGGUUUGUCCCAAAUGGACCUUUUGGUGUAUUGUUCAUCAUUUGGCUGUGCAGAACAUUGGUUCAACUCUUCAGAAACAUGACUUCUCAGAUGUUUGUCUACACAGUCAUCAUAUUUUCUGGAUUUUGUUUGCUCUUCAAGAGGCACAUUCUAGCCCUGCAGCUGUACUGCCCUUUCUGUCCCAGGACCGAGGGGAAAGUAGUUAUGUAUCUGUUCACAACUUCAUAAAACCAUUUUUUUUUCUGUUUUGAGCAGGCUGGGUUGUACGUUUUCUAUUUUCACAGUUUAGUAAAGCAGCUGUUUUCUCCCAAAAAUCUGGUAAACUUGAAGGCUUAUGGCAUACAAUGCAUUGGCCCUUAAGGCCAGUGAUAUGUAGAGAAGUGUUUGCUUUGCAACUUCUCCAUCUGCUAUGUUCUGUGUGACAUAGAUAUGAAUCUGAAAGGGAAAGAUAUGUCUGGCAGUCUGACAAAUAUAUGAUAAAUAAUGGGUAACUUGGACUUGAUUUAUGCUGCAUAUUCUUAGUGAAAACACUUGUUUAAUUUUGCAUGCAUAUGUAAUUUGAAUGAAACUGCAAUUCCGUUUCAAUUGAUCUGUGAUGGCAGGUAACUACUACUGCUGUGCCCAGGCUGUGAGAUCAGAGUUAUUCAAUGGCAAAGCACACAUUUUUUUUCUCCAUUAUUUUUUUAGACUUAUUAGACUCAAUGAGUAACUGGUGACCUAUUCCCAAUCUGUCUAAACUUCUACAACCAGCACUUACUAUGCAGUUCAGAAUAGCUCUUAAUGAAGCUGGGGUCUGGCAGUGAAUGUAUUUAUCACUCACACUAAUUGUUCUCAACCUAAUACACUCACUUGCAUUAAUUUUUAUCUCAUGCUGUCAGUGUGUAUGUCAGACCCUAUUAAAUGUUCCAAACAGAUGUCCCCUUCAGUGUCCCAUAAUUUCCUGUGCCCCUGCCCAUGGUGGUGAAGGUGGUAUGUCUGAACCGCUGUCCCCUGCACUGCUUCCCCAUGCUCUGCUGCAUUGUUGUGCUGUGAUGGGCUGCACUUGAGCUAGGGAAUGGAAAAGUAGUGUUCCAUGGCAGCUUAAAUGUCGGUGACAGAAAGGUAACAGCUGCAUAGGACAGAAAAGAAGUAACUUUCAUGACAUAAAAAAUGAUAAUAGAAAAUGGAGUAUUUUUAAAAGCAGUUUUGUGUCUUAAAGAAAAGCUGAGCAUCCUUCAGCCUGCCCAUGAAUGCUGAAUGUAAAUACAGCAGUGCUAAGAAACCCCUUAUUCUCUCUGGCUUCUUCCAGAGAUCCAGCUAAGGUUGUAUAGGCCUGACCACUGUGCACCCUAAGAGAGGAGUAUGAGGGAACAUGUACGACUAAUAUCCUUAAAACUCAAGACUAGAAAAAGACAAAGAACGUGAUAAAUGUCCUUUAAUGUUAGGAAAAACAUUAUUCUACUACAGUUGCUUCUAAGUAACACCAGAGACUUGAAGGAAACUUAAUGAUAACUUGAAAUUCUCAUUCUGAAAUGUUCAUGUGGGAGGUGAAAGAGUUUGUGCUCUUCCUUGAGAGAGAGGUAAUCCUUUGAAAUGUGAGAGGUGUUGGAAAAGACAGCAUUACUAUUUACAGAAGGUGAUGGAAUACACCUAUUCAAAGUUAAUAAUGGCACAUAAAUUUGAAACUCCUACAUGAUUUUAAAAGGAGGAAAAUCAGAGCAGAGCAAAUAGUGCUUUGCCUCUAGAAACUGUAACCUUAAAAAUGAACUAGAAAGCAUUGUUAGUACACAUCUUACUGGAGGCUGGAACAGUGGAAAAACAAUGUGGUGGAAGGGGAAAAGCUUUGUGUAAGGGCUGAAAAAGGAAGGUACUUCAGUUAUCACUGUUGCUACCACCAGGUUUCUGCAGUGGUCAGCAACACGUGUGGUGAAUGGAACAUGGAGCAGUAUAGUUGCAUUUAUUGUAAAUAAAUACAUACUUUCUUUUUUGUGAAUAUCUUCCUCAUCUAUAUGACAUAUAUAGAAGACAGAGCAAUUAUUCUGUGGCAGGGAGUGUUGUCUUUAUUAACACUUGUAAUCAAGUGCAAAAAAAGUUGAGGGCUUGAGAACUUGAAACCAGUUCCUCAGUCCUCCAUUUCAGAUCUUUACUCUGUUUCCAGUAGGAUGAUCUCCUUGAAGAAGCUGUAGUUUAAUUGGGGGUGGGGUGUAGGGGGGUGUUGGUCAUGUGUGAUCUACACACGGGGAGGGUAUUUCAAAGAGGCCUUUUCCUUGUGUUUUGUCUUCAUAGCAAACUGUUUGAAUCAAAUGGCUAAACAGCACUUGUCAGCCAGUUGUGGAAAGGAAUGCUUUCUCUAAGGUUUUUGAAUCCUCCAAAAAUUCUGGGUUUUUUUGUUUUUUUUUUUUUUUUUUUUAAUCUUUAGGUAACGUGCCUUCAUUGUUCUUAUCUGUGAAGAUGUUUCAUGCUGCACGUACGUGUCAUGUCAUGCAACUUUUUGAUGGCUCUAAAAAACAUGGUUGCCUUUUCAAUUGCAUAGGAAAAGUGUGCAGAGCUACUAAGCUGCAGUUCUCAACAGGAGGUUUUUGUUGUGCGGGGAGGAAAAAAGGCCAGGAGACAGUGCUGAAAAGCAAGAGACUUUUUAUUCUUAAACCUGUGAGCACUGGUCUUUUGAGCAAAGUAGCCUCUAAUAAAUCUUUUUCUCUAGAUUACUUUUGGUUCUGUGAAGAAUGACUUCUAUGAAAUAGUGUCUAAAAAGUUCCACUCUUUUUUUCCCUUCUAUUUUUAAGCAGUUUUAGUCCUGUGUGUUUUUUAAAAUAUUGGAAUAUGUUAUAUGUAUUUCUUGUUGCAAAAUAGCUGGCUCUAACACCACUUGCAUCUAGAAGAAAAUGUGUCUAUUUGCAGGCAAAUGACUAGUUCUACUUUGACUGUGAUGUACUCCCAGCAGUUAUCUGAGAGUGAGUUAUGACUACAUCUUCUCUUGUCAGGUUGUAUGCUGGUCAACAAUGCUGGCACUUUGCAUUGGAUUCAUAAAGAAACCCCUAGUAGUAUUUUACCACACAUCACAUUUUGUGUUCCUGUUACUAUUAAAAAAAUGUCACAGGAGUCAAUAAACACUGGGUCAUGUUAAGCACUGUCCUGUGCAAAUCUCUUCAGUCUUGUGUCUUACUGUAGCCAGGGAUGCAAGGGGUGGGUGCAGUGCCACGCAGCUGCAUGUAGGGUGACACUGAAAUCUGUAUCCAUGACUGUCUUCUGCUGUUGGAGAGCCCUUUUUUGUUGCCCUCAGCUUGGCACAUUCCCUUGGUCACUUCCUGCUAUUUUGAAGUUAUUUACCUUGCUAGUGACUCUCAUCUUGAAAUGCCCAUUUGUUUUUACGCUCCUGCUGAACCAGAUAACAUUCUCACGAUUCAAUUGUUGUCCGAUAAGUUUUAUUUUUAACAGUGUUCACAUCCUCCCCCUGCUACUUUUCCAGCCUGAAUCCCACAGUUUUCUCCUGUGGCUGUGUGGGAGACUUCUCCUCACUCCCACUAACAGUGCAGUUGAAUGAAAGCCAGGGCAUUUUCACUCAUUUGGUAGAGCUGUGAACUUUCUGAUUCCUUUGGAAUCUUAUGAAGAGUGAGAAUUUCCCGUCUCCUAUUUAAAACAUGGUUUCUAUCAUGGAGGGCUUGGAUUUGACUUGUGGGGUUUUUUUUGUUAGAGAGGGAAGAGAUGUCUAAAUAAUUUGCCAUUUAUUUAAGCAUUUCUUUUAGACUGAGGAGUUCUUAGAGCAUAGGGAGAAGAGCUAUGGAAAGCAGAGGGGUUUCUCUUCUGAGCAUGCUCCUCAAAGAGUAAAGGUUUCUAGGGACAGCUUGAGAAGAAGCUGGCUGUUGGCCAUCCAGCUGCCAAGGACUUUGAACUCUGACUAAACUUUCUCUGAGCAAAUGUUUGCAGUAAUUGUUAUCUUGCAGCUAUUUAGGGGUUUCUUUCCUCCCCCACCUACCCAAUGGGAUAUGGCUAAAUAUAUUUGCACUGACAAUUCUCAUGACUCUUGAGAAUGCAUCUGAUAUCGGAGGUUGCACUGAAAAUUGCAAAGGAGCAUGACAGUGGAAGAGAGGUUAGUAAAACUUGAUUCCCCUUUCCCACAUAAUGUUGUCUCCAUGGAGUACUUCAGAGUUGGUUAAAACUCCCAUCAUCUUCCACAAGGCAUAGACAGAGUUUAUCUGUCUUGUAGAAAGCAGGGAUAAUUUCAUCUGCAUGUGUGCUUAUUAUAAGCAAAGCUGGAGAUGCUAAAUAAACCACGCUGGGUCAAUGGCAGUCAACAGCAGUUCUUGCAUGGCAUCAAACAGAGUCAAUGCCAGCGUGCUGGGCACCCACAGUCCUGCUAGAGAGGAGGAAGUUUGUCAUCCCUGAUCUUAGCCAACACUCUGGACCUGACUUGACAGGAGAGGAGUCAAGGGUGUAACUGGCUCUUAAAACCCCUCUGUGUGGGGCUGGUGAGAAGCAUCGUAAGAAGGACCCUGUUGUCCAAACUAGUAGAGCUCUGAAAAAUCACUUGUGGUUACAUGGGUUCACAGCUCCCUGGGUAGAGGGAGCAGAGCAGAGCAUCCUCUUCAGGAUGGAUUAUCCCAUCCCUGGCAGAGGAUGUUGAGUUGUUAAAGUGGAUGAAAGACAAUGGUUACUGUCAUUGUGCCCUUUUGCUAAACCUAGAGGUUGAUUAGCUUCCUAAAAGGGACUUGGCAUUCUUCUGCAGCACCCAGAGGUUGUCUGUCAGGGACACGGUGCUGAUCCAGCUUGUGCCUGGGGAUGGUCUGGUUAGGAUGUAGUCUUUGGGGGUUGAUGUGGCAUGCAGUGACAGCAGGCUGCUUUUAAUUUACUAAUCACUGUAUUUCACGCCAGCUUUGACACCUGUCCCACCUAUACAGUGGUUCAGUGGGUGACCUGUGGUCAUGACUGUGAUACAUGGUAACACCAUCCCCUGCUCUAAGCCAGGGAGAAAAUGCCUACUGUUAAGAGGUACCAGCUGCUUCUUUUAUAAGAA
This is a messenger RNA of Pyrgilauda ruficollis (rufous-necked snowfinch), 6549 nucleotides long. RefSeq names its product egl-9 family hypoxia inducible factor 3 (gene EGLN3). Gene Ontology annotation, cellular component: cytoplasm; nucleus. Lineage: Eukaryota; Metazoa; Chordata; Aves; Passeriformes; Passeridae. Gene Ontology annotation, biological process: cellular response to hypoxia; peptidyl-proline hydroxylation to 4-hydroxy-L-proline. The transcript has 5 exons. The record is from RefSeq and is a predicted model, not a curated record. Gene Ontology annotation, molecular function: ferrous iron binding; peptidyl-proline 4-dioxygenase activity; L-ascorbic acid binding. Bases 353 to 1078 code for a protein of 241 amino acids.